Messenger RNA from Erpetoichthys calabaricus (reedfish), 2100 nucleotides. Its product is annotated as butyrophilin-like protein 2. The record is from RefSeq and is a predicted model, not a curated record. Bases 176 to 2074 code for a protein of 632 amino acids. The transcript is spliced from 13 exons. Lineage: Eukaryota; Metazoa; Chordata; Cladistia; Polypteriformes; Polypteridae.
AAAGACGGCAGAGCUGCGUAAUCUCUCGGCCUGAACAUUGAAGAUUUGAUUUUAUUACGACUGGAUGUGUGUUAUAAACCCACUGAUGGAACACAGACAAAGAUUUGCUCAUUCAUGAACUGAGAAAAACAAAAUCUGUGACAGAAGAAAACUAAGGAACAAAGUAAAUGUAGUCAUGAAGGCCCAGAAGGGAUGGAGCUGCUUUGUGUUCCUUCUACUCCACACGACACACGUUGCCUGGACACAGAGGUUUCAAGUUGUUGCACCAUCUUCAGCUGUUCUUGUUUUUGCUGGUGAAGAUGUCACCCUACCUGCCUCACUCUCACCAGCUAUCAGUGCUCAGGGGUUUGAAGUGAGGUGGUUUCGAGAUGCUUUCUACUCUCCAGUACUUUUAUACCAAGACUUCCACAUUAGACCUGAGCGUCAGAUCCAGGCCUAUAAUGGAAGGACUGAACUUUUCCCAGAAGAGCUCCUGAAUGGAAACGUGUCUCUGAGACUCCAGGAUGUCCAUGUUUUUGAUGGUGGCCUCUACACAUGUUUUGUGGACUCUGGACCGUGGAAUGAGGAAGUUCACAUCACUCUGAAUGUUGAAGCUUUAGGUGAUCAGCCCUCCAUUUCCAUCAGCUCUACAAAGGACCAGCAGACCAGACUGGGGUGCAUGUCUGACAAGUGGAGCACCACACCAGAUGUGACCUGGAGGGACAUGAAUGGAGUGGAUGUGACAUCUGAGUCCAGUGUCACUGAUGACCGGGACAAUGAGGGAUUUCUCAGAGUCAGGAGCUACAUCCCCAUCAAGCAGGAGUUCAACGUGUUCUCCUGUCUCAUGAGAAGUAAAGUGCCAAAGCCUGACUGGCAUGCAGGCCUUUCCGUCUACGUUUUCUCCCCAGGAGUCUCAGGUUGGUUGGUGGUCUUCUGGUUAUCAUUGCUUCUGUAUGUGGCUGUGGCGGCUUGGCUGAUAUUUCAAUGGAGGAGAAUGACAGCCAUGAAGGUCCAGAAGGGAUGGAGCUGCUCUGUGUUCUUUCUGCUUCACAUGAUACACGUCGCCUGGACACAGAAGUUUGAUGUCAUUGGACCUUCUACUGACAUUUUUGCUCUUCUUGGUGAAGAUGUCACCUUACCUGUCUUACUCUCACCACCUCUCAAUGCUCAGGGAUUUGAGGUGACAUGGGUUCAAAAUGAAUUGCAAUCUCUGGUACUUUUAUACCAGGACUUCCAAAUUAAAAAUGAGUAUCAGAUGCAGGCCUUUAAGGGGAGGACUGCACUUUUCCCAGAAGAACUCAUGAGUGGAAACGUGUCUAUGAGACUCCAGGAUGUCCAUAUUUCUGACAGUGGUCUCUACAGAUGUUUGGUGGCCUCUGGACUAUGGAAUGAGGAGAGUCACCUCACUCUGAAUGUUGAAGUUGUGGGCACUCAGCCUUCCAUUUCCAUCAGCACUACAGAGGACCAGCAGACCAGACUGGAAUGCAGCUCUGAGAAGUGGAGCUCUCGACCUGAAGUGAUCUGGAGAGACAAGAACGGUGUAGACGUGACAUCACAGUCCACCUUAACAGUAAAAUGGGAUGAUGAGGGUCUCCUCAGGGUCAGCAGCAUCAUCUCCAUCAAGUGGGAGUUCAAUGUGUUCUCCUGUCUGAUGAGAAGUAACACAACCAGACCGGCCCAUCAAUCCAAAAUGGGGAUCUACGUUUUCUCCCCAAACAUCUCUGGCUGGUUGGUGGUCUUCUGGUUAUCGAUGGCUCUUUGUGUCACAGCGACUGUGCUGCUCAUAUUGAAAUGGCGAAGAAUGAGAGAUAAAAAAGCAACAUACAAGACCAAAGCAAUUGACAUUCUCCCUGUCUGGAACUUGCGCAAGGAAAUCGAGAUGACACAACACCCAGCUUUGACUCUGAAGUUUUCUAAAGUUAUUAAUGGAUUCUCACAUGAAGAUUUCCUCAAGAUCACGGAGUACUACAAGCCCCAGCUGGCCUAUGUGAUGAACUUUGACAUCAGCAGGGCCCUGCAGCUCCUGGUCAACAAGCGUAUCCUCACCAAUGAUGAGGCAAAGGUGGGAUGUUUCUCUGUUACUGGUUUAUACUGAUCUUUGGGCUCUCCCAUUACAUGUUG